GCGUUCGCUGCUAGCCAGUUCGAAGGGGGACAUUGAAGGGGGAACGCGAAAGAAGCAACGAUGGCGGGCGCAGCGGAGGAAGAGAGGAAAUUCAAAGAAAUGUUUAGGAUCUUGGACACAAGAGUUGUCGGCUACAUUCCCUGUGACGCUCUUCAAGGGGUGCUGUCCCCCAUGAAGAACGAAGUUGGUCUGAAAGAGGAGGAGAUUAAAGAAAUGAUCUUUGAAGAAAUCGACAAGAAUAAAGAUCAGAGGAUAACAUUCAACGAAUUUCUGAAAUUCAUGACGACAGAAGACGAAGAGGAAAAGCCAGAGGAAGCAACAUAACGUCACAGCGGAAACAUGGAUGUGGAUUUUCUUCCUCCGACCACGUCACGUGGUCUGAGUUUGUGGUUCCUAACCGUAGGACAUUAACCCCCCAUCACUUGUGUCAUGAUUAACCCUAACACUGCCAUAUAUUGCCAUACUAACGUCACUGUGCUUCGGGUGGACUCUAUUAACACUAUUUCGACGGAUCUUAACCAGCAUCUUGAGUCGAGCCUUUGUGGUGAUGUCAGCGGGAUCGUGCAAUAACAAUAAUAUAUUAACAUAUUUAUUUUGAAUGUUAAUAACAACCAUAAUUGUUGUAAAUAACAAAGUAUUCACCACUGCCAAAGCACUUUCGUUUACUCCAAGAACAUGGCUCAUGGUCCUUUGAAGCCAUGGUAACAGACAGUUAAUCCCCCUUCAAGGAAAUUCCAGCUUUGGAACGGUCGAUUUUCUCCGCCUUCAGCAGACCAACAGUCCAUUUUUUACGUCGAAUUCUGUUUGGAUGUUCCAUGACCUUUCCAUUUCAUUUUACAUGCGUCAUGACCUUUUGAGUUUGAUUACUGAUUUGUGCAUGGUGUUCAAAACAUAAGUAUAUAUCGAAAACCAAAUUGACAUAUCAGAUAUUGAUGUGAGAAUGAAUUAUAUACUGACGUCGCUACAGUUUCUCGAAUUUCCCGUCACUCACUUGACUCCAAAUCUUUAAGGAUAUAAUUCAUUCUCAUAGGAGAGUAUAUAUCUCAUUUAUACUUUGGUUUUGGAGUAGUGUCAAUUUAAUUUAUUUGAGCUGUAGAAUAACAAUAAACGAGUUAAUUUAUAA
Molecule: messenger RNA, 1123 nt
Organism: Haliotis rubra (blacklip abalone)
Lineage: Eukaryota; Metazoa; Mollusca; Gastropoda; Lepetellida; Haliotidae
Product: probable calcium-binding protein CML22
Exons: 2
Coding region: 61-324 (87 amino acids)
Molecular function (GO): calcium ion binding
Source: RefSeq, a predicted model, not a curated record